AUGAAGCUUGUUUCGAAUCAUAUCAAUAUUAAUGCACAAAAUAUUGGUGGAAAAGCUGCCCUGCAUUUUGCAGUAAUAUCUAAAAGUAAAGAAAUGACUGAGUACCUCAUCUUAAAUGGUGCAGAUGUAAACAUUCAAGAUUUAAGUGGAUGGACAGCUCUUCAUUAUUCAGCUGAGUUGAAUUUGCCAGAUAUAGCGGAAAUUCUAAUUUCUCAUGGUGCAGUUAUCAACGUCAAAGAUAAAAAUGGAAAAACUCCACUUGACCAAGCUAAAAAAUGGAAAAUUAAACAAAUGCAAGAAAUUCUUCUUUCUCAUGGUGCCAAUACUUCAUAA
This is a messenger RNA of Trichomonas vaginalis G3, 333 nucleotides long. Its product is annotated as cyclin-dependent kinase inhibitor 2C-related family. The transcript has a single exon. The record is from RefSeq and is a predicted model, not a curated record. Gene Ontology annotation, molecular function: protein binding. Gene Ontology annotation, cellular component: nucleus; cytoplasm. Lineage: Eukaryota; Parabasalia; Trichomonadida; Trichomonadidae. Bases 1 to 333 code for a protein of 110 amino acids.